Cariama cristata (Red-legged seriema) is the source of this 762-nucleotide messenger RNA. RefSeq names its product ribosome production factor 1 homolog (S. cerevisiae) (gene RPF1). The transcript has 7 exons. Gene Ontology annotation, molecular function: rRNA primary transcript binding. The annotation marks the transcript as partial. Gene Ontology annotation, biological process: maturation of 5.8S rRNA; maturation of LSU-rRNA. Lineage: Eukaryota; Metazoa; Chordata; Aves; Cariamiformes; Cariamidae. Gene Ontology annotation, cellular component: nucleolus; preribosome, large subunit precursor. The record is from RefSeq and is a predicted model, not a curated record.
GCACCUCCAAAAGCCAUACCAAAGACUAUUGAAAAUCAGAGAGUGUAUGAUGAAACAACUGUGGAUCCCAAUGAUGAAGAGGUUGCUUUUGAUGAAGCAACUGAUGAAUUUGCACCAUACUUCAACAGGCAGACAGUUCCCAAGAUUCUUAUUACGACAUCAGACAGACCUCGUGGGAGAACAGUGAGAUUCUGUGAACAACUGUCUACUGUUAUACCUAACUCACAUGUCUACUAUCGAAGAGGGCUGGCUUUGAAAAGAAUUAUUCCACAGUGUAUUGCAAGGGACUUCACGGAUUUAAUAGUCAUUAAUGAAGAUCGCAAAAUACCAAAUGGUCUUGUUUUAAGUCAUCUGCCUGAUGGUCCCACUGCUCAUUUUAGAAUGAGUAGUGUCCGUUUGCGUAAAGAAAUAAAGCGAAUUUUAGAGCCCACAGAACACGUACCUGAAGUAAUCCUGAAUAAUUUUACAACACGACUUGGCCAUUCUAUCGGUCGCAUGUUUGCUUCUCUCUUCCCACACGAUCCUCAGUUCAUUGGACGACAAGUAGCUACAUUUCACAAUCAGCGAGACUACAUCUUUUUCAGAUUCCACAGAUAUAUCUUCAAGAGUGAAAAGAAAGUGGGAAUUCAAGAACUUGGGCCACGUUUUACAUUAAAGCUGAGGUCUCUUCAAAAAGGAACCUUUGAUUCCAAAUUUGGAGAAUAUGAAUGGAUUCAUAAGCGCCGAGAAAUGGACACAAGUAGAAGAAAAUUUCACUUAUAA